Molecule: messenger RNA, 10099 nt
Organism: Scatophagus argus
Lineage: Eukaryota; Metazoa; Chordata; Actinopteri; Scatophagidae
Gene: cacna1ea
Product: voltage-dependent R-type calcium channel subunit alpha-1E
Exons: 49
Coding region: 226-7923 (2565 amino acids)
Biological process (GO): calcium ion import across plasma membrane; chemical synaptic transmission
Cellular component (GO): neuronal cell body; voltage-gated calcium channel complex; membrane
Molecular function (GO): high voltage-gated calcium channel activity
Source: RefSeq, a predicted model, not a curated record
GCCGCCGGGGGCAGCAGGUGUGAGAACGUCCCUCGCCUGCCUGAACCUCUACUUCACUCCUCAUUAGUAAUCUUGCAAACACCUGGCUGUCCAACAGCUUGGCCCUUCUAUUAUUGAUUCAGAUUUCGUCAAAGGCUCAUUCUUUUGUCGGCUUUUAUCUGGCCUAAGUAACAGGAAAGUCACCAUAUAGCUCACUAUGCUGAGAUCCUGGGUAGCCUUCCCACCAUGUUGGAACUGGGCUCCUAUUCGGUCAGCUCUCAGUCUCUGACAGGGGACCACAAUGCCGUGGGGCUACCUAGAGCUCCAGUGGGGCCAGAGUGUCCAAUGGUUGGUCUGGGCAUGGGGAAGAUGUGUGGUAGCAGCACACCCAAGCGUCACAUCCUUCCCUCGUCCCCAGCGGACUGUGAGAGCUGGCAGAAGCAUCGCACCGGACUGGUCAGAGGGUCGAACCUGUUUUCUGAGUCCCACUCCCUUGUGGAUCCUCAAAGUCUCUCAACCAGCUAUGACACCCUCUACCUCCCACAAGUGUCUGGCCAUGCUCCCCCUCUACAUCCAAACCGUCUCGGCCUCUCUCUUGAUGUGGCCUCGACUUUUGAUGUUGGGGGGGCCAUGCUGGGGGUGGAUGGAGAUUUGGUGGUCAGUCCCAAUGUGAUCAAGAGACGUCGUGGCGGCCUGAUCGAGCAGAGGGACAUCGUCAAAGCCCAUCAGGCUCAUAAGAUUCACAGCACACCACAGGCACGACGCAAAGAGUGGGAAAUGGCCCGCUUUGGAGACGACGUCCCGGGCUUGUUGAGCUCAGGCGAUGGAGGGUCCGAGCGCAACCGAAACCGCGAUGGGGCGGCCGUGUCCACAGGUGGCAUCUCCCCAGCCUUCAAGCAGACCAAAGCGCAGCGUGCCCGCACUAUGGCCUUGUACAACCCCAUCCCGGUCCGGGAGAACUGCUUCACCGUCAACAGGUCCCUCUUCAUCUUUGGCGAGGACAACAUAGUCAGGAAGUACGCCAAGAAAAUCACUGAGUGGCCUCCGUUUGAGUACAUGAUCCUCACCACCAUCAUCGCCAACUGCAUCGUCUUGGCUCUGGAGCAGCACCUUCCUGGAGAGGACAAAACACCCAUGUCCAAGAGACUGGAGAAGACAGAGCCCUACUUCAUCGGGAUGUUCUGUUUCGAGGCUGGCAUAAAGAUCAUCGCCCUCGGCUUUGUGUUUCAUAAAGGCUCUUACCUCAGGAACGGAUGGAACGUCAUGGACUUCAUCGUGGUCCUCAGUGGGAUCCUGGCUGCGGCAGGAGCACACAUGAACAUCUCAGUGGACUUGAGGACCCUGAGGGCGGUGCGAGUGCUCCGACCCCUCAAACUGGUCUCAGGCAUCCCCAGUCUGCAGAUAGUCCUGAAGUCUAUCAUGAAGGCCAUGGUUCCCCUGCUGCAGAUUGGCCUGCUGCUCUUUUUUGCAAUCCUCAUGUUUGCCAUCAUUGGUCUGGAGUUUUACAGCGGCAAGCUGAACAAGAACUGCAUACCACAUCCUGGAAUACUGGAGAACGAGACAGUGGACUCCUCCGAGCUGGAGUUCCCGUGUGGCGUGCGUCAGUGUCCGGCCAGCUAUAACUGCAGCGAUACAGGGACUGCCCCAAAUGACGGCAUCACUCAGUUUGACAACAUCCUGUUUGCUGUUCUCACUGUCUUCCAGUGUAUCACCAUGGAGGGAUGGACAACUGUUCUCUACAAUACCGACGAUGCCUUGGGCCCCAGCUGGAACUGGCUCUACUUCAUCCCUCUCAUCAUUAUUGGCUCUUUCUUUGUCCUGAACCUGGUGCUGGGAGUCCUCUCUGGGGAAUUUGCCAAGGAGAGGGAGAGGGUGGAAAACCGCAGGGCCUUCAUGAAGCUGAGACGCCAACAGCAAAUUGAGAGGGAGCUCAACGGCUACCGGGCCUGGAUCGACAGAGCAGAGGAAGUGAUGCUUGCUGAGGAGAAUAAGAAUGCGGGACCUUCUGCCCUUGAUGUGCUGAAGAGAGCCACCACCAUCAAGAGGAGAGGGAUGGAUGUGGUGCAUCGAGGACAGCCAGGGGAGGAACAAUAUGGUGACAUCUCCUCAGUGGGCAUCCCCAUGGCCAGAGCAAGUAUCAGGAGUGCCAAGCGAGGUCCAACAGCGUAUUUUCGCCGUAAGGAGCGUCUCCUGCGUAUCUCCAUCCGGCGUGUGGUGAAGACACACACUUUCUACUGGACAGUGCUGGGCCUCGUGGCCCUCAACACACUGUGUGUGGCCAUUGUCCACCACAACCAGCCGCAGUGGCUCUCCAACUUCCUCUACUAUGCAGAGUUCCUGUUCCUUGCUCUGUUCCUGACCGAGAUGUUUCUGAAGAUGUACAGCUUGGGACCGCGUCUCUACUUCCAUUCUUCCUUUAACUGCUUUGACUGUAGUGUAAUUGUUGGCAGCAUCUUUGAAGUGCUGUGGGGUUUCUUCAGGCCUGGCACCUCCUUUGGCAUCAGUGUCCUGCGUGCUCUCCGUCUGCUGAGAAUCUUCAAGAUUACCAAAUAUUGGGCGUCUCUGAGAAACCUGGUCGUCUCUCUGAUGAACUCCAUGAAGUCCAUCAUCUCUCUCAUCUUCCUCCUCUUCCUCUUCAUUGUUGUCUUUGCGCUCCUUGGCAUGCAGCUCUUCGGUGGCAGGUUCAUCUUCGAAGACUACACCCCAACAAACUUUGACACCUUUCCUGCAGCCAUCAUGACUGUCUUUCAGAUCCUGACCGGAGAGGACUGGAAUGAGGUGAUGUACAACGGUAUUCGUUCUCAAGGAGGAGUAAAGUCUGGCAUGUGGUCCUCUAUCUACUUUAUAGUGCUCACACUGUUUGGAAACUAUACUCUGCUGAAUGUCUUCUUGGCCAUUGCUGUGGAUAACCUUGCCAAUGCACAAGAACUUACCAAGGAUGAAGAGGAAGCAGAGGCGGCAUUCAACGAGAAGCACGCUCUCCAGAAAGCGAAGGAGGUCGGCCCACUGUCCUCCUUCAUGUCUUCAGAGGGAAGUCGGAGGAGGCGGCCCUACCUGUACAGGAAAAGAGCCAUCCACCGCAGUCGGCCAACUUACUCCUGCUCCCUGGACGAGGCUCAGGGCAGCAUCAGGCAGGGCCGCCCUCCCCCGCCGCUCAAUCCCUCUAACUCUUUCAUGUCCAGGAGAGAGAGAAGAAAAAGGAUGACCAUGUCAGUGUGGGAGCAGAGAACCAGCCAGCUGCGGAGACACCGCCAGAUGUCCAGCCGAGAGAUCCUGUUCAGCAGCCCCAGCGAGGAGAAAGACGGACCUUCUGCUUCAGCCCAGGCCCAGCAUGGACAUCCCCUGUCGCUGCACCGCAAGGUCAUGGAGCACACGCAGUCUGGGAGUUUGAAGCGCCUGACGGAGCCCUUAGCCUCUCCUGUGAAGAACCAGGCUUCAGGCUCCUCCAUGUCUGUGAAUAUCCCUCUGGAUGCUAUGCGCUCUGGUGACAUACCUGAACCGCCAGUGUCAGCGCCAGCGCCGGAGUCAUUGGAUCCUGAGAACAUUCCCCUUCCUGAAGUAUCUGUGGCGAUAUCAGAGCCCAUCGCAGAGAGCGGAAAACUGGGUGUUGAUCAGAGCCACAGCACCACCACUGAGCGCCGGAGCCCCAGAUUAAAUGGCGAGCGCCAACACCGGGCGGUGAAGAAGUUCAGACCACCAGAUAACCUUGACACACUGACUCCUGAGAUGGGAGGUCAUGGUGGGAUCAGGGGCAGGAGGGCGCUGCAUCACUGUGACCAUCAUCAGAACGGAGCCAGAAGUCAGGGGUCAACAACUGGGAAUGGAAGCCAUUUGGCGAGUCGCUCUGCCAGCAGGGAGAGAAAGAAAAAUCCAAGGAAAGCAGAGGAGAAGGAAGCAGAGGCCAAAAAGCAGGAAGAGGUGUCAAAACCUGAUGACAGCAGACUGGGUGACAGGAAUGAAGGAGGAGGAGAUGGUGACCCACCAGACAACCAGAGCCACACUGGUGAGCAGUGUCCUCAGAAGCAGGAAGAGCCUCCUCAGCAGUCGGACCCGUGUCCAGCCGCCAUCCCAGAUAGCAGCAAAGAAGAGAACAACACAGAACAGGACCAGGAUAAAUCACAGCUCAGCUCCAGUGUGAUCAUCGAGUUACCCAACGUUCAAUCAUCUCUGGAGCUCUCCACGAUCACAGUCCAUCACUCCCACUUCACUCACUGUGGUCUAGCAGGAGUGAAGAGGCAUUUAAUCAGGACAGGAUUCAUUUCAAGUCACUGCACACAAGUCACUCAUCAGUUCAACAGUAAAGAUGCUGAAACCUGUAAAUCAGAGAAGGAGGAAGCAGAGGAGACAAAGCCUGUCACCACUGUGACUCCAGACAGCAUGUUCAUCUUCAAACAUGACAACCCGGUGCGUCGAGCUUGUCACUAUGUGGUGAACCUCAGGUACUUUGAAAUGUCCAUCCUGUUGGUCAUCGCUGCGAGUAGUAUAGCACUGGCGGCUGAAGACCCUGUCGCCACCUCCUCUGACUGGAACAAGGUUCUGCGGUACUUUGAUUAUGUUUUCACUGGAGUCUUCACGUUUGAAAUGAUCAUAAAGAUGAUCGACCAGGGUCUGAUCCUCCAUGAUGGCUCCUACUUCAGGGACCUGUGGAACAUCUUAGACUUUAUCGUCGUGGUGGGAGCACUGGUCGCCUUCGCCCUCUCCAAUGUGAUGGGAAAUAACAAAGGACGAGACAUUAAGACCAUCAAAUCUCUGAGAGUGUUGCGUGUCCUCAGACCACUGAAGACCAUCAAGAGACUUCCUAAACUCAAGGCGGUGUUUGACUGUGUGGUAACGUCUCUGAAAAACGUCUUCAACAUCCUGAUUGUCUACAAGCUUUUUAUGUUCAUCUUUGCUGUCAUCGCCGUGCAGCUCUUCAAGGGGAAGUUUUUCUACUGUACCGACAGUUCGAAGGACACGGAGAAGGACUGCCAGGGUUACUAUAUUGACUACGGGAAGUAUAAGAAGGAGAUGAAGAGAAGAGAGUGGAAGAGACACGAGUUUCACUACGAUAACGUCAUCUGGGCUCUGCUCACCCUCUUCACUGUUUCUACUGGAGAGGGAUGGCCUCAGGUUCUGCAGCACUCAGUGGAUGUGACAGAAGAGGACAGAGGGCCGAGCCACGGCAACAGGAUGGAGAUGUCUAUCUUCUACGUCAUCUACUUUGUCGUCUUUCCCUUCUUCUUUGUGAACAUCUUUGUGGCUCUCAUCAUCAUCACCUUCCAGGAACAGGGGGACAAGAUGAUGGAGGAGUGCAGCCUGGAAAAGAAUGAGAGGGCGUGCAUUGACUUUGCCAUCAGUGCCAAGCCCCUCACCCGCUACAUGCCCCAGAACCGGCACACUUUCCAGUACCGACUGUGGCAUUUUGUGGUAUCACCCUCUUUUGAGUACACCGUUCUGGCAAUGAUCGCUCUCAACACCAUUGUACUGAUGAUGAAGUAUUAUUCUGCACCGCCAACCUAUGAGGCUGUUCUGAGGCACCUGAACACAGCUUUCACUGUUCUCUUCUCAGUCGAGUGCGUUCUCAAGAUCAUGGCCUUCGGCUUUCUGAACUAUUUUCGAGACACGUGGAACAUUUUUGACUUCAUCACUGUUUUGGGCAGCAUCACAGAGAUUGUGGUAGACUUGCAGUCUGCUGAUUCGUUCAACAUGAGUUUCUUGAAGCUGUUCCGAGCAGCUCGUCUGAUCAAGCUGCUGAGACAAGGUUACACCAUCCGGAUUCUUCUGUGGACCUUUGUCCAGUCCUUCAAGGCUUUGCCCUACGUCUGCCUGCUCAUCGCCAUGCUCUUCUUCAUCUAUGCCAUAAUUGGCAUGCAGGUGUUUGGGAACAUUAAACUGAACGAUAAGACUCACAUUACCCAGCACAACAACUUCAGGACCUUCUCUGGUGCUCUGAUGCUGCUGUUCAGGAGUGCCACAGGAGAGUCAUGGCAGGAGAUCAUGCUGUCCUGUCUGGCGGGACAGAAGUGUGAGACUGACCCAGCACUAUCCAUGUCUGACCCGGAGGGGGGCUGCGGCUCCGACUUUGCCUACUUCUACUUUGUCUCAUUCAUCUUCUUCAGUUCCUUCCUGAUGCUGAACCUGUUUGUGGCCGUGAUCAUGGAUAACUUUGAGUAUCUGACAAGAGACUCGUCUAUCUUGGGUCCACACCACCUGGAUGAGUUUGUCCGGAUCUGGGGGGAGUAUGACCGUGCCGCCUGUGGUCGUAUCCAUUACACUGACAUGUAUGAGAUGUUGACCAACAUGUCGCCACCUCUAGGCCUGGGCAAGAAAUGCCCCUCCAAGUUGGCAUAUAAGAGACUGGUCCUGAUGAACAUGCCUGUGGACGAUGACAUGUCUGUUCACUUCACCUCCACCCUUAUGGCCCUCAUCCGCACCGCCCUGGAGGUCAAGAUAGCCAGAGGAGGGGAGGAUAGAAAUCAGAUGGACCUGGACCUGCAGAAGGAGAUAAGUGUCAUCUGGCCUCAUCUCUCUCAGAAGUCACUGGACCUUCUGGUUCCCAUUCAUAAAGCAAGUGACAUGACCAUUGGGAAGAUCUAUGCCGCCAUGAUGAUCAUGGACUACUACAAGCAGAGCAAGGCCAAGAAGCUCCGACAGCAACUGGAGGAGCAGAAACAUGCUCCAAUGUUCCAGCGUAUGGAUGCCUCCUCUCUGCCUCAAGAAAUCCUAUGCAAUGCCAAAUCCCUUUCAUUCCUCAGGCACAGCGCCGGAUCUGCUCUCACAAGGGGAGGUUUUGUGGCACUCAGCCCAAUCUCUCCACAAGAGAUGUUCCUGCAGCCGCUGUCUCACUCCAGGGAGGAGAAGGAGGAGGAGGAUGAGGAGGAGGACGACGACAACUACCGUUCACCCUAUCACCCCUACAGCCACCACCACCACCAUCACUUACACACGCUGGUGCCAGACGUAGUGGAGUAUAACCAAGUGAUGCAGCAGGCCAGGCAGGACCCAACAGUUAUUAAAUCACCUCAGCGGACAGCAUCCAUCAGAGCGUCCUCCAUGCCCAGACUGGCUGUUGAUCCACAGCCUGUGAUGUCAGCAGACAGUAAGGUGAUGAAGCGCUCCUUCUCCACCAUCGGAGACCAGUGUGUGAACGGCCUUUGGCAGGAACAACACUCUCUCGAGAGAGUCAGUCCUGACGACACAUACAGACCUCGGCAGAGAAGCUACAGAGGUCCGAGAAUCAACCACAGAGAAACAAGCAGUCAUGAGAGAGGGCGAUCUAAGGAACGACGCCACCUCCUGUCUCCUGACGUGUCCCGCUGCAACUCUGAGGAACGCAGCCGGGAUCCAUCGUGUGAAAGAAGACGGUCCCGUUCACCUAGCGAAGGACCCGCGCCCAGCUUGCAGAGACAGGUGAACACAUCAGGCAGCCCUGCCCAUUCAGCCUCAGAGUCCAGUACUCCUCGUAAUCGCCGCCAGCUGCCACAGACGCCCUCUCGACCCCGGCCGUACAUCUCCUAUUCCCCUCUGGUCUGCGGAGCCCACACCUCUCCCACGCCGGUGAUCUCCGCUGAGGGACAGACCCAGCCUCAGGAUGGUCCUGGUGUCUCCACAGAGACCACUUGGAGAGCUGAUAAGGAGGGCGGCACUAUCACUGGGGGCCAGGGCUCAUCCGGAGGUCAGGUUUCAGGACCGAGCAACCCGUCUCCUCACCGCUACAUCUCAGAGCCCUACCUCCCCUUCCAUGAGGACGUCAGUGGUGGAGAGGCAGGUGAGACGCAGGACACACUCACUUUUGAGACUGCAGUGGCAAAAAGCCUGGGCCAGGCCAACACCAUAAGCUCCGCCCCUCAGCUCAGACAUUCCUGGCAGGUUCCAAAUGGGCAUUUCCGGAAGCAGUUGGGCCAAGCGAGACCGGCUGGGGCCAGCGAGCUUCUAAGUGACACAGACGAGGAUGACCGCUGCUAAAAACCAGAGAUGAAGGAGAUGCAUGGAGCGACUGAGCAAAUCAGAGAGCGGCGCCACAUGAUGCCACAAGGCUUUAGCUCCUCUGAGACUCUGAGAACUCGUAUUCUCAGUACCAGUAGCAUAACAGGCAGAACUGAACACUACUGCUGUUUAUCUGGAUACUUGGGUGUCUUUCUGUGACGUAUUCUUAUGUGUGUGUUUGUUGUAGCUGGAGGGAGGCUACAUGCUUGGACAUGGGUGUGUGUUUAGGUGUGUGUGUGUGUGUUUGUGUGCGUGUGCUCUCAUAGAGAAAAUUUGCCAAAUCAAGCCAACAGCAGAGACUGGCUGUACUAUAAGUAGAACACUGCAGGCAAGCCCAAGUGUUGCCGAGCCUUCCCACACAAGUUAGUGUUUUGAUUGUUAUUUGAACAAAAUAUGGCGAGACGUCGAUCCAAGGUGCCCAAACCUCUUGUUGAAUCCAAGAAAGUGAAGUGCAGUUUGUGUAAGUGAACGUAGAGGUAGCAUGUAAAAAUGUAAUACAAUGAAUGUAUUUUAGCUUCUGGUCAUUUGAGAGGGUUGCUGUUAGUCUUUAUUGUGCAUAGUUGUGCAUAGUUGAAACAGGGGUCGAUUGAGAUUUCCAGAUUGUGUCAGUUUGUAACUGGCAGCCAGCCAUUACACACAGUUCCUGUUUACAGCUGGAGGAUCCACAUGGUUCAUGGGCAUUAUACAGUCGCUAAUCAGUUCCAGACCUUGAAGUGGGCAAAAGUUUUAGUGAUGGAGUUAUUUUCCUGUCCCCAUAUGAAAAAAAUGCAACCUCUACUUAGUGUGAAAUAAAUGCUAAAGAUCUUGAACAGAUAACAGAAUAAGAGAUGUUUUGUCUCAGGAUACUCGAUCGUUGAAUUUGUAAUGUAUCAUCUUCUAAACUCUUGUUCACGUGGUCGCCAAAACGAGGAUAAUCAGAGGGACUAGAAAUGUCUCUGAACCCAACGUGUUAGUCAGCUUGAUGACAACAAAACAAGACCGGACCAGAUUACACACAGGCUUGUGGUCUGCAUCUUCUCUUCUCAUGGACCACCAUCUGCAGGACAGACAGCCUGAGCGAAGGCAAAAGGAUGCUCAUGCUUCACAUUUCUGUGCUGGAUAACCACCAUCGAUGUUGUGUCAGAGAGGUGACUAAAGCCAUUUUCUUCUGGUACGUGGAGCCAGGGACUUGUCUUCUUCAGGAUGUGUUGCCUUCUUUCACCUGAUAACGAAAACAAUGAGAAAUUAAUGCCACUUUUUACAUGUGAUGCAACACGGAUACUUUUACUAAAGAGGAAUCACGAGCACAGUAUUGUUUGUCUUUAUGUCACCUGCCACAUUGUUUCCGUCACAUUCAAGCUUAUCUUUUGGUCAGCAGAAACAAACAUUAUGGUAUUUUCUGUGCUCCGGAGUUAUAGUAAUUUUCCACAUGCAUGAUCAUGGUGACAAUGAUAAUGAGAGAUAUGUGAGAGAAAUAUGUCUUAGAGCUGCCUGAUUGUCCUUAAUUUGAACGUAUCCAUGACUCUGAAUGGGAUUUAAAACCACUUCACAAACAGCAUUCACCGUCUGUAUCUUUGAACAUUCCAACUUUCGACCAUUUGUUGCUUUCCAUUAAAUGAGAUGUAUAUUUAUAUCAUGUGCUGUUGUGUUAAUGUAAUGAGUUAAGUUCGACAUGUUUCUGAAAUGUGAAUACAGGACGUAUCUGGGCUGAGGAUCCACAGGCCAGAAGAGGUCACGAUCACCUGCUGGGACCCCAAACAGAACAGUCGUGGGCUGAAAAAAAAAAAGAAAGAUGUAUUUUAGAAGAGAAAUCUCCUUUGAGGUGUGUUGACCGUAUUGCUUGAUUUAUACAGUAUAUAGCUUAGUUUAAGGCUCCAGUCUGUAGUUUAUUGGACCGUGCUUAGCAUGUACAGUGCAGCCUAGGACUUAACCUCCAUGUCCGACUCUGUACAGAACAGCCUAAUCUGUGCCUGGGGAGACUCGCCCAAACAGUUUCCUAUCAAGUCUGGAUUUUAGAUAGAGAAGCUUUCUGGUACAAAUGUAGUAUAAAAUGUACAAAAUAAAUCCAUGUUUAAUUUAUUGCACCAUUUAUAUUUUAUUUGUAUCAUGAUGCCUGUCUAUGACUAACAAAAGAAGUGUUUACUUAUCUGUUCAAAGGACCAUUAAAGAGAGAUCA